This is a messenger RNA of Penicillium argentinense, 2619 nucleotides long. Its product is annotated as MIF4G domain-containing protein. NCBI's taxonomy places the organism in Eukaryota, Fungi, Ascomycota, Eurotiomycetes, Eurotiales, Aspergillaceae. The coding region runs from base 1 to 2619 and encodes 872 amino acids. Gene Ontology annotation, biological process: ribosomal small subunit biogenesis. The transcript is spliced from 2 exons. Gene Ontology annotation, molecular function: RNA binding; protein binding. The record is from RefSeq and is a predicted model, not a curated record. Gene Ontology annotation, cellular component: nucleolus.
AUGCCUCGGCCGAUGCACAAUACGACCUCGCUCCCCCGUCACCUGCGGGCGGAGCUGGGGAUCAGAGAUACUUAUGGCGACAAGAAGCGGAAACAGAACGCACCUUCGACACGGAAAGAACGAAGACAAGCCGAGCGAACGCAAAAGAAGUCGAGAAAGCCACUAGCGCCACAGUCGCGCCCGAACAAGAGCUUCAGCAAGAAGAGUGAGAAGGAUAAGAACGACGAGGAUGAAUUUGACCUGCUCGAGGAGAGUGACUCCGCGGAUGGUGGUCGACAAUUGCCACCAAAGAAAUUGAAGCUCGGUUCUAAAGAACUUCCAAUUAAUAAGAGCAACCACAAGUCCAAUAAGGCCGACGAUACCGAGUCCGACGAGGAGGAGCUUGAUGGCCUCAGCGACAUGGACGAAGACCCAGAGAGACAAUUUUCUGAGACCGCGUCCGAAGAUGAGGGAAGCGACUCCGGUAUGACAGAAUCUAGACAUGUUUCUGCAGCGGUGAAAACCAAGCUUGCUCAAGACGAUGCCGAAAUCGCCGCGUUGGAAAAGAAACUGGGCCUCAAAAAAGGCAAAAAGCUCCCGAAGGCGUUUGCGGAGGACGGGUUGGAUGAUUUGAUGGGAGAUCUGGGCGAAGCGUCGGAGGAUGACAGCAAGAAGCGCAAGCGCGAGGCGGACGACUGGCUGCAAAGUAAGCGGCAGAAGGCACAAGAACGCCAGGUUGCCGACAAAAUGGUCAACGACGAGGAUGAAAGUGAGAGCGAAGAGGGAAUUGACCUUGACGAUGAGGUGUUUGGGUCCGAGGACCAAAGUGAGUCGGGUGAGGAUAGUGAGUUCGAAGGGUUUGAUGAGGGGGAGAAGGCUCCCCCCAAGCAACGCGAAAACCCAUAUGUUGCGCCCCAGACAAAACAGGCUCCCACCGCCGCCCAGAAAUACAUCCCGCCAUCACUACGUGCCCGUCAAGACCCCGAGUCGGAAUCCAUGACCCGAUUGAAGCGGCAGGCCCAGGGACAACUGAACAAGCUGUCCGAGGCCAAUCUGAUCUCCAUCGUGGCCGAGUUCGAGAAGCUCUAUCGAGACUACCCCCGUCAGCAUGUUACCUCCACUAUUAUCGACUUAUUGAUGGGCCUGAUCUGCGAGAGAUCGGUGCUCCAAGACACUUUCAUGGUCCUCCAUGCUGGUUUUAUUGCUGCUCUGUACAAGAUCAUGGGUACGGACUUUGGUGCGGAGAUGGUGCAGAAGAUCGUCGAGACAUUGGAUGCUGGAGGUGACAGCCAAGGUAGUUUCGAGGGAAAGGAAGCCACCAAUCUUGUCUCUCUGCUUUCUCAACUCUACAACUUCCAUGUCAUUGGCAGCCCUUUGAUGUUCGACUACAUCCGCCUCUUCUUGCAGGAGAUCACGGAGGACAACACCGAGCUCCUGUUAAAGGUCAUUCGAAACACUGGGCCUCAGCUUCGACAAGACGAUCCCUCCGCACUGAAGGACAUUGUGCUACUCAUCCAGCCCGCCGUGGCGAAGGCCGGCGAAGCCAGCCUGUCUGUCCGCACGAAGUUCAUGAUCGACACAAUCACCGAUCUGAAGAACAAUCGCGUCAAGUCCGGUGUCGGUGCCAAUAUCACCUCCGAGCACAUUACCAAGAUGCGCAAGGUCCUGGGAUCAUUGAACAGCUCCCGCGUGAUCCGGGCCUCCGAGCCUAUCAACAUCACCCGCGCCGAUAUUCACGACUCCUCCAAGAAGGGCAAAUGGUGGCUUGUCGGUGCCAGCUGGAGAGAAGAUCCUUUGGUAUCCGCCCGCCAAGAGCUGGCUGGUGUUCAGACUCGCAAUGCCAAUGCUGUGGACGAUGACGACAGUGAUGCCGAACCCGACCUCGGCGAUCUGGCCAAGGCACACCGCAUGAAUACUGAUGUCCGUCGAUCUAUCUUCGUGGCCAUCAUGUCUGCUACGGACUUUCAGGAUGCCCACGUCCGCCUCAUGAAGCUGCGCCUCAAGCGUGCGCAGGAGUUUGAAAUUCCUCGCGUGCUUCUGCACUGCGCGAUGGAGGAAGAGGUUCACAAUCCCUACUAUACUCUUAUUGCCCGACGAAUCUGUGGAGAUAUGGGCCGACGUAUCAAAAUGUCUUUCAUGUUCAGUCUUUGGAACAUCUUCAAGCGGAUGGGUGAAACCGGCGACGAUGAGGAGGACGCAGACUUUGACCCGGAUGACGAAGAGAAUGGUGUCAGCAUGAAGUCUGUCGUCAACCUGGCCAAGAUGUACGGCAUGUUGAUUGCGGACGGAAGCCUUACAUUGGGUGUCCUAAAGAACCUCAACUUUGCAUACCUUCAACCCAAGACCAAGACAUUCGUCGAGGUCCUGCUGAUCAGCAUCAUCCAGCAAUCGCAGAAGACCAAAAAGGCUCUCAAAAAGAAGAAGACGAAUAAGUCCGGCUCUGACGAGUCGAGCAAAGACGAGGAGUCCUUGAUGCAAAUCUUCCUUCGUGUCCAAGACACGCCUCACAUUGCGAAGGGUCUCAUCUUCUUCGUUCGCAAGGUCGUCGCGAAGAGCGAUAUUGUGGCCGAAAAGGAUCAAAAGUUGAUCAAAUGGGGCUGCAAUGUGGCCGUGGACGCACUCAAGGCUAUCAAGGAGUAA